Molecule: messenger RNA, 4713 nt
Organism: Loxodonta africana (African savanna elephant)
Lineage: Eukaryota; Metazoa; Chordata; Mammalia; Proboscidea; Elephantidae
Gene: FGF23
Product: fibroblast growth factor 23
Exons: 3
Coding region: 1777-2709 (310 amino acids)
Biological process (GO): positive regulation of protein phosphorylation; positive regulation of cell population proliferation; positive regulation of gene expression
Cellular component (GO): cytoplasm
Molecular function (GO): growth factor activity; type 1 fibroblast growth factor receptor binding
Source: RefSeq, a predicted model, not a curated record
UCUGACCUAUAGGGUCUCUAUGAGUCAGAAUAGACUCGACAGCAACGGGUUUGGUUUUGGUUUGGAAUGUCCAGUCAGCCUGUCUCACAGGGUUCCAGUGAGGUUCAAAUGAGCCAAUACAUGUGAAAGUACUUUAUAAACUAUAAACAUCUGUAUGUAUGAAUGUAAGGUAACAAAUGCCAUCUCUUUUUGCCUGCACCUGUAUGGCUGCAAAGGCUCCCUAGUGGCGCAGUUAGCCCCAGUUUGGCUGCUAACUGAAAGGUCAUUGGUUCAAACCCACCAGCUGCUCCAUGGGAGAAAGAUGUGGCAGUCUGCUUCUGUAAAAACUACUGCCUUGGAAGCCCUAUGGGGCAGUUCUACUCUAUUCUUAGCGUCACUAUGAAUUGGAAUCGACUCGAUGGCAACGGGUUUGUUUUGCAUUUGGUAUGGUUGCACGUCACAUUAUGCUUUGUGUUAUGGUUACCUAUUUUUGUCUGCCUCCUCCAUGAGAUUGUGAGCUCCUUGAGACAGGGAUCACAUCACCAGGAUGUCUAGCCUGGUGGCUGUAUGUGGUAUGCAUUCAGUAAGUGGGAACGUGGAAGAGCAGCAGUCUGCUUGUAUACAUGCUUUUCCUCUAUGUGUUCUAGUAGCUUCCUUCCCAUUGGAUGAUAUGUGCUAGAACUAGUCCCCCACAUCAGCCUGGAGCUUUCCAAUGGGCACACCUGUGAGCAGCAUCUGUAAGAAAGUGUCCAGUGACAGAAGCAGGGCACCCAUUGGUAGACACGGACUGUGGGGACACCCUGUCCUACAGCCCUGGGACCCUUCCUGAGUUCUCAUCCCCUCUGCUUGGCCAGCAACCUUCCAAUAUUCCCAAGAUGUCUGAAUUAGUCUCCCUAAAAUCGGAGAGAGCAAUAUUGCUAGUUUGUUUGCCCUAGACAGUCCAAACUGGGAAAACUGAGAAAGCAAAUCUUGGCAUUUUUUUUAUAAAACAUCAGUGACCAUAUGCCCUUUUUUUCUUUCGUCCCAUUUUCAAAUCUUCACAAGAUGGCAACUUUGGUUUUUCCAACCACGGCUCCCAGCAUCCAUGUUUUUCAUGAGGCGGGGGUCUCAGGGAAUGCCAUUUGCCUAAUGGUGUCAUGUAUUUUUCCAUCCUUCAAAAUACCUGGAGUCACUGGGUAGUGCAAACAGUUACCAUGCUUGGCUGCCAACUAAAAGGUUGGCAGUUUGAGUGCCCCCAAAAGCGUCUCGGAAGAAAGGCCUGGCGAUAUACUUCCAGAAGCUCACAGCCAUUGAAACCCCUAUGGAGCACAGUUCUACUCUGACACACAUGGGGCCACCAUGAGUCGGCAUUGACUCCACAGCAACUGGGUUUGGUUCUCAAAAUACCUACUUAGUGUUGUGCACAGAAAAGGCGCUGGAUAAGAACCUGCUGAUUGAAAUUAAAAGGACUGGAGAAACCAAAAUGAGUAGACUCGAUGGGAGAUUGAUUGCGUAGGAGUCCGUUGACUACAUGACUGAAGCUGGAUUUUUUCGAAACCGCUGGCUGCCUUCACAUUUCCUGGUGGAAGUGGGAUAGGUCAGCAGACAACCCAGCCCAGAGUUGCAGAUAACUUUUGCCCACACAUUCACUUUUUGGAGCAUUGGCUUGAAAUUGAGGGAUGUGCGUGUGUGUGUGUGCGCGUGCACGCGUAUGUCUGGAACCCAAGUACCUCCCGUGAUCCCCAGAGGUCUCUGCACUCUCUUCAAAUGGGCUGAUUACAACACAGAGGAUGUGGACAGUGGAGUUUUUCCUGUUUGAUGUCAUGCUGCUACCCUUUAAAAGUCCGAGGGAAAAAAGGAGGGAAUCCAGCCUCAGAUCCUCACUCCAGAUAUCCACAACGAAGAAGAGGAGAAAAAGGCCAGGAAGGCACAGGCCAGCGGAGUCAGGGAGAGUGUCAGAUUUCAAACUUGGCUCCAGCCAUUCAGAGAGCCGCGAUGUUGGGGGCCCGCCUCAGGCUCUGGGUCUGCACCCUGUGCAGUGCCUGCAGCAUGUGCAGUGUCAGAGCCUAUCCCAAUGCCUCCCCGCUGCUCCACUCCAGCUGGGGUGGCCUGACCCACCUGUACACAGCCACCGCCAGGAACAGCUACCACCUGCAGAUCCACAAGGACGGCCAUGUGGAUGGUACGCCGGACCAGACCAUCUACAGUGCCCUGAUAAUCAGAUCAGAGGAGGCCGGCUUCGUGGUGAUUACAGGGGUGAUGAGUAGGAGAUACCUCUGUAUGGAUUUCAGAGGCAACAUUUUUGGAUCGCAUUACUUCAACCCAGAGAACUGCAGGUUCAAACACUGGACGCUGGAAAAUGGAUAUGACGUCUAUCACUCUCCUCAGCAUCAUUUCCUGGUCAGUCUGGGUCGCGUGAAGAAGGCCUUCCUGCCAGGCAUGAACCCACCACCUUACUCUCAGUUCCUGUCCCGGAGGAAUGAGAUCCCCUUGAUUUACUUCAACACCCCCAAGCCCCGGCGGCACACCCGGAGUGCCGAGGAUGACUCUGAACGGGACCCACUGAAUGUGCUGAAGCCCCGGCCCCGUAUGACACCUGCUCCAGCUUCUUGCUCCCAGGAACUCCUGAGUGCUGAAGACAACAGCGUGGUGGCCAAUGACCCUUUAGGAGUGGUCAGAAGCAAUAGGGUCAACACACAUGCUGGUGGGAUAGGUGUGGAAAGGUGCCGCCCCUUCCCCAAGUUCAUCUAGGGAAACCAGAAAGGAAUACUUUUUAACCAAUCCUUCAGCCAACUAAACCAUCUGUAAGAGACUAGUUCCCUUUAUGCUCCAAGGAAGGGGAAGGUGGGGGUGAUGUGUGGGAUUAGCUUCUUCUCUCCAUUCUCCUCCUCAAGAGGUCCCCUGAGAGUCAAUGUUUGAGGCCUGAGUAACAGAGUUUCACCACCUUCCCCAUCCCACAUAUACCACCUUUCUGAAUAAGAAGCCCCAACAGGUAAACUAAAAACAUUCCCUUUCAUUAAGGGGGAGAGAAGGGAUUGCUUUUUCUGUAUUUGUCUUCCCUAUGCCUCUCUUCCUAACCAAUUUAGCCCAAACAGAGCAAUGGCUUAGUGAGUUCACUACUUUCAAGGUGUGGGGAAGAGGCAAUACCAGCAGCUUCCACAUUGCUCCAUGCAUUUAUGUUAUGUGCCUGGACCCUGGUAGCAUGUGAGCUGGCAAACCCUGACCUAGGACAUUAACACUUGAACUAAGCAAGUUGAUGAAAAUCCCAAUUUCAAGGCUUUGUUCUUCCUUGGGCAUCUCUGUGAAAAAGCUCUCAAAACUUAAAUGCUCAGUGAACUCAGGCAAAAAUCAUGCUAGAAAACUCAACCUCCCUGACAGGGCGGGAACCCCUUGUCAUGCUCUCUUCCUCUGUGUCAAGCCAGAAAGCUGAGAAUAACCCUGCUCCAUUCCCAAGUGGCUCACAAGAUGUUCUCAUCUUCAAUUUUAGUGAAUUUGGCCUAAGGAAGAGCUUUAGUGUCAGUUCUUUAAAACCUACUCAGCUAGGAUUUGUUUUCCAAAAUGGAAAUAAAAUUGAAACUCUUCCUAAGAGGCAUUUAAUGAAGCCUAUACCUAUUCUUUUUUUUUAUACCUAUAAAAAAGAAAAAAAAAUUUUUUUUCUACUACUAAUUCCAGAUUGAGUAGCAAUCCAAUGUUACUGUUACGGGGAAGGGGCCUUGAGACAAUGGGGCUGCUCUGGGUUAGGUUUUCUGUAGACUGUUGAGUUCUGUCCCUUUUCUAAGUGAAGUGGCAUUGAGGGCUAGGGGAAAGGAUGUCCAAUAUCAAAGUGCAGGAGUUAUAAAAAAACAACACUGCCAGCACACUUGACCGAAAUCGCUUUAGCACUCUAGAGCUGUGGCUAUGGAAUUAGUUGAAACAAACCUAAGCUGACAUUUGGGGGCUCUAUCCACUUGGGAAUUCUUGGGCAUUAAAUGAAGACACCUUUCAGUCCCAGGUGCUCCAAUUCUGUCCUGAGGAAAAUAAAGCCUCACUUACCAAACAGCUGAGGAAUACCAGAGGAGUGGGACUGAUGCUCAGCCCUCAUGCUAGCCUUACCCCAUGACUUAAAGUCUUCCUACAAGGGGGGCCCAUUUUCCUACCUCUACGUAAAUGACCUCCUAGAGAGCAGACUGUUAACAAGCAAAGUAGACUUAAAUAAUGGCUUAUUCCAAGUCACCUUUUAUUUUUUUUCACUGCCAUCAUGGAGCAAGCCUUAGAAAUUGACCCUUCUAUUUACUUACCAGAGACACUGUUUUUCCCUGAUGAUUUUAAGCUGAACUUGAAAGACCAUAUUAUGAAACACUAAAACUAUGUACAGCAUCGUAUAGCAGUGUGUGGCAAAUAUUGUUUUUAUACUUUUUAUUUCCCAUUGGAGAUAUUACCCUGCAUAACUAUUGGAAGCUCUAUAAUACUGAUAAGCAGAUGGAAAAUCCCAAAAGGACUUUGGUAGAAAACUGGUAGUAUCUCACAACCACCACCACCACCACCAUCACCGGUGUUCUCUUUGGCAAAGCCAAUGUAACCCCAACAAUUCCCAUGUCCCUUAGCAUGUGGCAAUAUUUAUUUAUUUAUUUGAAAGAUUUUGCCUAUCACUCUAUAUUUAUAUAAAAAAAAUGUAACCUCAUCUUUUUCUUCUGUUUAAAAAAAAAUAAAAUUCAUCUCAGCUUCUGUUAGCUUCUCUUUUCAUGUUACUACAUAAAAUAUGUCAGAAUAUGAGGG